CAGAAUCAGGCAGAGACAUGUUGUCAUUUCCUCUAGCGUCUGUGGCUUUCCUUUUCAAUACCGCCCUCCGACGUCUGAUGAAUAUCACAGUUAUGAACAGAACCACUAUCAGAACCACCGGGAUGACGAUGCCCAAGAUAAUAGUAAAUAAUAUUUCAAGCGGCCACACAUAUAGUUACAACAAUGCUGUAUUAGAGAUCAAGAACUGUUACUAUCGUCGCACGGUGGUACCGUGGUGUGUGUCCACGAGGUGGCGUAGUGCAAGUAGAAAGUGGUUUCUUUCAUUUGAAUGCCGCCAGGUGGGGCACCAAGGCAGAUUGAGAGAACAAAGGAGGAGUGACGUGGGUAGAAUUCAAUUUGCCUCUAACAGACGAUGCGGAAAGCUGGUUGACAGCUGGUGCUGUAGACUAGUUUCUCCGGUCGGCAGGUUCGAAUCCCGCCGUUGCCCAUUUUUUCUCAGGUUGUUGUUUAUUAAACGAACUCGCGGUUGCGGAUGCGCUCAUCAAAUAGAAUACGAGCCCAUUACAGCUUUUUUAUCGAUUUCUCUUGUUUAUUUCAUUUUUAACUUGGAUUUUGAAGAUAUACGUCCUACCGGGUAUUAACUGGCUGAUAACACCUCUGUAUUCAUGCGGACC
Molecule: messenger RNA, 635 nt
Organism: Acanthoscelides obtectus
Lineage: Eukaryota; Metazoa; Arthropoda; Insecta; Coleoptera; Chrysomelidae
Source: the annotation of a GenBank genome assembly